AUGUCGUCUAUGUAGUUUAGGAUGAAGAACUCCAGACCCAUAACCACAAAUGGUACAAGAAUGAUGGAGAGUAGCGCCAAUAUGGGAAGUAAAUUAAUGUAUAAUUAUGACCAUCCAAUAAGUAAAUAACUUACAAGUCCUAAAUUCUCAUGUGAAUAUGAAGUUACUCAAGAAGAAAUUAGACAACUUAAAUUAUAACUAAAUGCAUCAAAAAAAGAGUCAUCCUAAGCUAAAUCUCGAAUCUUAUAUUUAGAAAAAGAAUUACAAAGAUAUGAAAACUUAGUUGAAGAACAUAGUAAAACUGCCAAUAAUAAUGACACAACCAAGUUAGUGAUUGAAAAAGCUGCAAUUGUUCAAAAAUUAAGAGCGAAACAUAAACAACUGGUCCAAGAAUUGCUUGAAAAAACUAAAGAAAUAGCUUAAUUAAAGAAAAGCACUAAAUACACCACAGUCCAAGAAUUAGAAAUUGAAGUUCAAAACUAUGGGGAAGAGAAUUAAAGACUAAGGGAAAAACUAGAAUAUUACCAAUCUAUAGUAGAUCUUCGUAGUAGCAAGGAACCUUUGGAAAAGAAAAUUAUCCAAUAUGAAAAAACCUACAAGAUCAUUCACAAAGAUAAUUAGGAAUUACUUAAUUAAAUCAAGUAAUUAGAAAAUUAAAAUAAGCAACAGAAGUAAAAAAUAGAGCAAUUAAAUAAAGAGAUCUCAUCUCAACAAACUGAAAUAUAUAAAUAUCAAGAAUCCAUCAAUGAGUUGUAAUCAUACAACGAACGUAUUCAAGCAAUGUUGGAAGAAGAAAAACAAAAUGAAUAGCAACCAAGUGAAGAGUUACGGUAAGAAUGUUUUUAAUAAAUUGAAACCUUGAAAAGUAAACAUACUGAAGAGCUAGAUGAAAAAAAUAAGGAAAUCAGAGACUUAAAUGCUGAGAUAUAUAAAUAGACAUUGCACAUCCAAGAACUUGAAAAACUACUUGAAUAGUAUGAAGAAUCAAUUAAAGAAAAGCAAUCCUCUAAUUAAUCCCCUAUGCAAAUUUAAAAAAGCUUUUGA
This is a messenger RNA of Paramecium tetraurelia, 1044 nucleotides long. RefSeq lists its product as uncharacterized. Lineage: Eukaryota; Ciliophora; Oligohymenophorea; Peniculida; Parameciidae. The transcript has 5 exons. The record is from RefSeq and is a predicted model, not a curated record.